Schistosoma haematobium is the source of this 3118-nucleotide messenger RNA. Its product is annotated as Fidgetin-like protein 1. The coding region runs from base 2131 to 3003 and encodes 290 amino acids. Gene Ontology annotation, molecular function: ATP binding; microtubule severing ATPase activity; ATP hydrolysis activity. The transcript is spliced from 17 exons. The record is from RefSeq and is a predicted model, not a curated record. NCBI's taxonomy places the organism in Eukaryota, Metazoa, Platyhelminthes, Trematoda, Strigeidida, Schistosomatidae.
UAAAGAUAUUAAUAACUGUCCAGUUAGGCAAUUGAUUUAAAACGAGGAUUUUUCAGUUGGAAUCCCGAAAUAACAAUACCUUUAGAAAUUCGGAAGGUUAACUUGAACCUCGAGUCCUUUGCUCUUCUUCCUUUUGUUUAACGAAAUUUGAAAGACUUGUCAAACGCCUCGUUAUUUGGAAUCGCUCAGUGUGACCUUGAGGUUGCUGCACAGAUGCUUCAAUUUGCUUCUUGAUCAUAAUAUUAUUGGAUUGGACGAAUUUUUGUGUCAUUAACAGUCAUCAGUUGAAUUCUUCCAGUGUCCUACUCCAAUAAUGUCUGAAGUAAAUAAAGAAAAUAGAGCUGAAUAUAUACGGAGAAUACUUUUCUCACAACUUCCUGGAAGACGUAAUACUUUUGAUGGUGACUUGCUUCUUAGUGAAUAUGCUGAAUUGGUUGAUAACAUGAAGAAUGGGAUUAAUAAUUACGCUGAGGGAGCACUCAGGCUCGCUGAAGGCUGUAAAAAUGGUUUGUCAUGUUCUUUUCAUAUAUGCGUUUUCAGAGAGCAACCACUGGCGUAGCGCGAUGACAGUCGACAUGGCCUUAAAUGCACUUGAAGGAGUUACUGUCAAACAAUCCUGUCCCUUCCCAAAUCAAUCAUUACCUAGUGACUUUGAUGUUACUAAGUUUUGUAGCGUGUUAACUGAACUGUUCGAGGAAGAAGGUUAUUCUAACCAGGUUUACGAAUCAGUUAAAAACACAAAUGUACAUUUUUCUUCUGUUGGUCAAAAACGUUCUUCAGUAGAUUUCGAAAAACAUUAUUCUUCUCCUAAAAGACAUUUAGAAAAAUCAGAAAGUACCAGCUACUACAAAAAUUCCAGUAAUACCAACCAUAACACCGAAGUAACUGAAUCUGAGUCAACCCUUUUUCAAACAGCAGGAUCCUUGCUGGAACAAAAUCUAAAAUCGAAACAAAAUGAAAAUAAUAAUAGAACAUCUUUAAUGUAUGGCUCCUCUAAACGAUCUUUAGGAAGUCGGUAAGUUCGAAUAUCUAACGUUAUGUACAUUUUCGAGUAAAUAUUUUUCUAUCCGGGAUUUUCUCAUCACCUCACAACAAAAGUACAUUCUGUAUAACUGUGAAACAGGAUUAAUCCCAUAUCUAUUAUAGUUAUCCACUCUUCGUUUUGUAACUGCUAGUCGUAGAUGUUAAGUGAUAUGACGCAAAGCUAUUCGCUCUUUAUUCCCUCUUAGAUCUUGAGUUUUAAAAUUAUCUCAUACUUUUUAUCCUAAUGGUUUCUUCUUGGAUCAUGUCUAUGACCUAUAUUUUUUACUACUACCUGUUCUACUCUUAUUUUUCUUAAUAGUUGCAUCUCGCUUUCCUGAUAUGACAUGGCAACUUGAACCAAUGCACAUAUGUGGUAGGUUCUAUGUUUGCUUAUGACUGAAUAAAUAUCUAUUGGAAGCUUAACAUUUGUUGCUUACCGGAUCCACAUGAUUUAUUUUUUUAUGUUUUACACAAAUACUAAUUGCAAAGCUGACUUAUCCAUUACACCGUAAUCAGUCGAAGAAAUAAAUUUAGUUAAUUUAUCAUUAAAGUAAAAUGUGAUUAUGUAUUACUGACGUUUAUCUAAUAUAAAAUAGGUUGUCAUCUUUGGCUGAAUUUUAUAAAUAGUGUCAAAGUCUGAAGCUGAAUAAUUUGUAUCUACUACAUAUUUCAAAAUGUUACAUAAUUGAUCUGUACUGUCCUGUUCCAAGCUAUACUGAUAGAUGCUAUCAAACGAUAAGUUGUCAUAACUGACCAAUUCAAUAUGCAUACACCAGUUCACCUGCUUCUGUGGAGCUAGAUGUGUAGAUCGUUCGUCGAGUUCACUUCUCUAUCACAUCUGGGAAGCAUCCAUAGGUAUGGGCUAGCAAAGAAUGACAUAGGUAAAUCAUAAUUGUUUAUUAUUAGAUUUGUCGACGUUUGCUUAUGAUAAUAAAUCAGUAAUAUAUUUCAUAUUGUAGUCGAGGUGUUCGCGGUAACUUCGUCCCACCAUUUGAAAAAGAUUCAGAUUCUACAUCAAAACCAACAUCAAGCUACAUUGCAGAAAACAAAUCAGAGGCAUCUGUAUGUGAUGAACGACUGAAACAAUUUGACCAAAAGAUUGUAGAUAUGAUUAUGAGUGAGAUAAUGGAUUCCAAGAGUUCAAUUACAUGGGAUGAUAUUGCUGGACUUGAAUUUUCUAAGAAAACACUGCAGGAAAUUGUAAUACUUCCAAUGCUUAGACCCGACCUUUUCGUUGGGCUUCGUGGACCUCCAAAGGGCUUGCUUCUUUUUGGCCCUCCUGGGACGGGAAAAACUUUGAUCGGUAAAUGUAUUGCAUCACAAAGUAACUCGACAUUUUUCAGCAUCAGCGCUUCAUCUCUUACUUCAAAAUGGGUUGGUGAAGGUGAGAAAUUAGUGCGUGCAUUGUUCUCAAUUGCUCGGAUUCAUCAACCAUCUGUCAUUUUUAUUGAUGAAGUUGAUUCUCUACUUACCCAACGCUCUGAAACAGAACAUGAGUCAAGCAGACGGAUCAAAACCGAGUUCUUAGUACAGCUAGACGGAAUAACAACAAAUGACGAUGAACGCAUACUUUUCAUUGGAGCCACAAACAGACCUCAGGAACUUGACGAGGCCGCCCGACGGCGGUUUGUCAAGCGAUUGUAUAUCCCAUUACCUACUAGGAGUGCGCGAAAGGAAAUAGUACAAAGAUUACUGCGACAAAAUCAUCACACGCUAAAAGAGGACGACUUUUGGGACAUUGCCCAUCGUGCUGAUGGUUAUUCCGGAGCAGACAUGGCAAAUCUCUGUCGAGAAGCUGCAAUGGGACCUAUACGCUCUCUGACAAUAGAAGCAAUACAACAUAUAGCAUGCGACGAAGUUAGACCAGUCGAAUUAACUGACUUUCAUGCUGCUUUCAGACAAGUUAGAGCAAGUAAUUCGUCCAGUGAUCUGGAACAGUAUCUGAAAUGGAAUAGUCAAUAUGGAAGUUUCGAAGUUUAGACGAAUAAAAUAUGGACAAACAUGUCGGCUGAAACUUGUUCGAAGUUGAUCUGUUCAAACGUUGGUUUAUUUAUGUACAUGUUGACGAUUUUAAUAAAUUAUUGGAAUAAAUAAA